This is a messenger RNA of Brettanomyces nanus, 1095 nucleotides long. RefSeq lists its product as uncharacterized. Bases 1 to 1095 code for a protein of 364 amino acids. NCBI's taxonomy places the organism in Eukaryota, Fungi, Ascomycota, Pichiomycetes, Pichiales, Pichiaceae. Gene Ontology annotation, biological process: alcohol metabolic process. The transcript has a single exon. Gene Ontology annotation, molecular function: zinc ion binding; alcohol dehydrogenase (NADP+) activity. The record is from RefSeq and is a predicted model, not a curated record.
AUGUCGGAAACUAUUAAAGAAAUCAAAUCUAUCGGUGUCCAUGACUUUGAUAAUUGGUUGGAGCCAAAGAAUUUUGUCUACACUCCAAAUCCAUUGAGACCUUUUGACAUUGAUAUCAAGAUCAUUGCUUGCGGUAUAUGUGGUUCAGAUACUCACUGUGCCAAGGGUGACUGGGGAAGACCAUACACUCCAAUCGCCGUUGGUCAUGAGAUUAUUGGUCACAUUAUCAACAUGGGUAACGAAGUGGAUAAAACCAAGUACCAUCUUGGAGAUAGAGUUGGUGUUGGUGCCCAGUGUGAUUCAUGUGGUAAGUGCUGGAGAUGCGAUCACGACGUCGAGAACAGUUGUAAAACGCAGGUUGGUACCUAUGGUACUGUCCGUCCGGAUGGAUCCCAUUCUCAGGGUGGCUACUCGAACUAUGUUCGUGUUAACAAACGGUUUGUCUUCAAGAUUCCUGAUGCAAUAGAAACAAUACAUGCUGCUCCAUUGUUGUGCGGUGGUAUGACUGGUUUAAGACCUUUAAUGACUGCCGGUGUUACUAAGGGUACCAAAGUUGGUGUCAGUGGUAUUGGUGGUAUCGGUCAUAUGACUAUUCUCUUUGCCAAGGCUUUAGGUGCCGAAGUCACUGCCAUUUCGAGAACUGAAAGCAAGAAGGAAACUGCUUUGAAACUUGGUGCUGAUCAUUUCAUUGCCACUUCAGACCCAAAGUUUCCAGAAGAAUAUCUUGAUAGUUUCGAUCUUAUUGUCACCACUGCUUUCAGUUUGAAUGAUGACUAUGUUGAGAAAGCCAUGAGAAUGCUAAGACCUCAUUGCAAGUUGCACUUUAUCAGUGCUCCUCCAACAGGUGAGAAACUAGAACUCGAUCCGAAUUUUUUGCUUUCCAACAGUCUUUCUAUUGGUUCAUCUGCCGCAGGAUCUCAAAGAGAUGUGGAGUAUAUGCUUCAAUUUGCUGCUGACAAGGGUAUUAAGCCUUGGGUAGAAACCAUUGAUAUCAGUGAGGAAAAUAUAGCAAAAGCAUGGAAACGAAUGAAAAAGGGGGAUGUGCACUUCAGGUUUGUUUUGACCGGUUAUGAUAAGUACUUUUCGCAGCAUUAG